UUUUUAAUAAUGGGCUUAAAUUCUUGUUUAUAAAAACACCAACAAAAUUGGAUCUUUUUUGUUUUUCAAGAUUUGCUUUAGUCAUAUAGCCAUUCAUGCACAGGAGUUGUAAGUGAGUGAUCAUCAGUAUAGAUAUGGCAACUACAACUUCAACACAAUUUGCGACGUCAAGAGUACGGAUGGGAAUAUACGAUCCACUGCAACAGAUUAGCAUGUGGGAGGAGGCUUUCGGAGCUAACCUUAGCCCCCCGAAUAUAAGCCCUGAUGAUAUCAUGAUCUCUGAGGUCAAUGCAAGGCUAGCAGCCAACAAGACUGAAUACACUUCUCAAGAAUCAUUAGGACCUUCACCAGAUGCUCGAGCAACAAGAAACAUCUCAGAUAAGCUUCAAAGACGCCUAGCACAAAACCGUGAAGCUGCACGUAAAAGUCGGUUGAGGAAAAAGGCAUAUGUUCAACAACUAGAAUCAGGUCGCAUGAAACUGGCUCAACUAGAACAAGAGCUUGAGAGGGCUCGACGUCAGGGCGUAUACGGGGGUCUGUUGAACACGAGCAGCAAUAUGUUAUCCAGUAAUGUGAUUAACUCAGGGAUUGCUACAUUUGAAAUGGAGUAUGAACUAUGGGUUGCAGAGCAAAGGAGAAAAGAUGACGAUCUUCGGAAGGUGUUAUUGACUCAUACAAGUGAAAUAGAGCUUCAAAUAUAUGUCGAUAGUGGAUUGAACCAUUACUAUGACCUUUUCCGAAUGAAGGCUGAUGCAGCGAAGGCAGAUGUUUUUUAUUUGAUGAAUGGACUCUGGAGAACUCCGGUAGAGCGGUUCUUCCAGUGGAUUGGUGGUUUUCGGCCAUCUGAGAUUUUAUCUAUACUAAUGCCACAGCUUGAGUUAACGGACACACAGCUUAUGAAGGCAAGAAGUUUAAGACAAUCAUGUGAGCAAGCUGAGGAGGCGCUGAGUCAAGGCUUGGAAAAGCUUCAACAAACCCUUGCCCAGAGCAUAACGAUUGACAUUACUGGAGCCGGAAGUUACACCACUCAGAUGAAUUCCGCAAUGAAAGGGCUUGAGGCACUUGAAGUUUUCUUGAACCAGGCAGAUCACCUACGACAGCAGACACUUCAGCAAAUGUAUCAGAUCCUAACAUUGAUUCAAGCGGCAAACGCGUUGCUUGUGCUUGGUGAAUACUUUCAACGUCUUCGUGUACUAAGUUCAAUUUGGUCUUCACGUCCUCGUAACCCAGCAACUGUACUUUCAUGAAUCGCCUCUUUUUCGAGUUUUUAUGAUAGCUUCCAUAUAUUAGUACUAUAAGUUAGAGUUAUUUACUAGCUAGCAACUCUGCUCAUAUCAGUCCCAAUGCCUACUCUAUCAGUCUGCUUAUAUGUUCCACAAAUUAAGGAAAAUGUAAAUAUGAUGAUUUGUAAUGUUUUGCAUAUACAUAUGUAUGUAUGCAUAUCCGGGAGGUUGACCAUUGUGUAAUAAGUUAUAUAAAAGAUAUUGAUUCUGGAA
Molecule: messenger RNA, 1496 nt
Organism: Erigeron canadensis
Lineage: Eukaryota; Viridiplantae; Streptophyta; Magnoliopsida; Asterales; Asteraceae
Product: transcription factor TGA1-like
Exons: 8
Coding region: 135-1247 (370 amino acids)
Biological process (GO): DNA-templated transcription; regulation of DNA-templated transcription
Molecular function (GO): sequence-specific DNA binding; DNA-binding transcription factor activity
Source: RefSeq, a predicted model, not a curated record